AUGGCUACUCACGGCCUCCUCCUACGUCUAUUCACAAGUCCGACAUUCUUCUCGGUUCACGUUGCUUUGCGCUAUCUCAAUGCCUACCCCGACCAUAUUGGCAUUUCCUAUUAUCUUACCAGACGGUUGCGCCAACUAGACACGAGUGAACUCCGGGAUGUUUUGGGAUUCAUUUGCCACCUCCUGGUUACACGCCCGUCGCGUUCUCGAGCAUUAGAGGCAUUUGUGGUUGACAUAUCUCAGCGGUCCACCCAUCUUGCCAUGAAUACUUUAUGGUUUAUGCAGGCUGCUCUUCGCGAUCUGUCUUCCUCUUCAAAUCGGUCUCAGUCUUUCUUCAUCUGUCAGCGAGUCCUACACAAAUGCCACGAAAUUAUCUUCUCUGAUCUACCACCUCUCGCCGUUGCACCCUAUUCUGGUCUGAGUCUCCCCUUCCAAAAUCGGUUACUCCGUCGGAAAGUCAAGCCUCAUUUUGAGCCUGCAGUCAUUGGCAUUUCCAUGAUUCUUGCCGGAGUCCCUGGCCUGCCCCAGCUUACUGAUAUCAUGGGAGAUGUUGCGGUUGAACAAGGGCGCGUUGAAGAGGAGGGCAGUCAGUUGAAGAGCAUCGAAUCUCACGAGGAUGAUGUCGCGUCAUUUGGAAGUCCCAGCAGUGUAGCUCUUUCUCUGGAUGAUGAGGACGAGGCAGACGAGCAUGAAGUGGGAGUUGGAUACGCACCCCAUGCUUCUACGCCAGAACUCGGUCUAGCGAAUGGUCACAUCCCAAGACGUCGGAAAACGAUAGAAGCAGCACAAACCGCCCCUGCACUCCCUCUACACCUCCGCAACAUCAGACGGUCAAGACAAUCAGAAGAUCCUUUAGGCCAACUCGACGCAGAAUUCAUAGCUACGCCAUACCAGUCUUCCCCAUCGCUGUCCGUGUCUUCGUCCCGAUUCCCUCCGAGAUCAGCCUCAGUGAGUAUGGGGGAUGCAUUAUUAGGCAACUACGACACACCCUCACAAGUGCACCUUCUCAGAAGUCAUUACUGUCGAUCAGAGAUUCAAUUUCUCCUGACGCUAGAAAAUAUCUGCAAAAGGUUGGUCGUCGUUCCACGGCCAGCUCGUGUCAGUGCUCUGAGGGCCGAACUUACCGCUUUGAACCAUAAGCUUCCAGCGGAGGUUUGUAUGCCAAUGUGGUGCUCCUCUGCUGACUCACCCCGGCCAAACGGUGUCCCUCAUCCUCAUCACCGUAUAGUACGGAUACCACCGGGCGAGAGCGUUGUCCUCAAUUCCGCGCAACAUGCUCCAUAUCUUCUCAUAAUUGAACUUCUGAACGACGACCUUGACUUUGACCCAAGCAAACGCGGCAAUAAAGAAGUCCUCAAAAAGAUUGUGGUCAAGGAGAACGAGCGGAAAGGCGCAUCGGCAGAUCUCAUACCUUUCCACGCUCCAGGCCGACCCACCAAACUGGACAUAAUGAACGAUGCAGACGAUGCCAUAGCCAACCAUGCUGACCAUACCUCCAAUCAAGUCGUUCAAAGUCCAGCGGACGCUGACGAGGAAGAAGUCGAUCUUGUCGAGCAGUUGUACGGUGCUGACCAAUCUCUCCGAUUCCAACCAAUAGACCUCUCUGAUUCCAUUGUUCUCCCCCCCGCGCCGAAAAACAAAGACUUGGAUAUGGCCGCAUGGUCUCGCGCGACACCACCAUCUUCCCCGGGUUUCGAUUCUCCAUCUAUCUCUCGCUCAACUUCGCAUACAUCCAGCAUUUUACCCGACGAACCAGCCCCUGUGAUAACACUCGAUGAGUAUUCCGAGCGCAUGCGGACAGCAGCAAUCAUGCUUGCCCAACUCAAUGCCAACUUGGCCCACCAAUCCUCAGGACAUCUCCCUGUCGCGCUGCCUAACGUGACUGCACCUUUGCGGUGGAUUCCUGGCUCGAGUUGGAUUGUCAGCGGCGACCAGGGCUCAAAUGACACGCAUAACGCAGGACGAAUGCGUUUGCAACACUCUGAAGCUGCUGGUAUACGAGAUCGUAUUAUGAAGGAGAUGAUUGAUUUGGAGGAAGAACGAAUGGAAAGGAUGAAGGAGAAUCGUGAAGACCGUGGGACAAUGCGCAUCGGAGAUCUCAGCGGAGGUCUGAAGACCCUUGAGGACGAGGGCAUCAUUCGCCGUGAGCUGAACAAAGCCGAUCCCUCUGCCGUCGUCUUCAGCGAAUCUUGGGCCGCCAAGAAGAGUCGAAUACGACAGGGCUCUCCCUAUGGUCAUCUAGCUAACUGGGAUUGUGUUUCGGUCAUCGUCAAGACUGGUGCAGAUUUGCGGCAAGAACAGCUUGCUGUCUCGUUAAUACGUGAAAUCCAACGCAUAUGGGAAGAAGAGAACUGUGCCUGCUGGGUUCGAUAUUUUCGAAUCAUGAUCACCGGAGCAGCGUCGGCGUUGGUCGAAACAAUCACCGAUGCUGUAUCCAUCCAUUCGAUCAAGAAAGCGGAAUACGCUCGUCGUUUAGCAGAGGGUCGUCUCGGUCAUGUGACCCUGUUAGACCAUUUCAAGAACACAUACGGCGACCCUUCAUCGGCAAAGUUUCUCAGGGCUCAACGUAACUUUGUCAAGUCUCUUGCUGGUUAUUCUGUUGUCACAUAUCUACUGCAAGUCAAGGAUAGGCACAAUGGUAAUAUUCUUUUGGAUCGCGAUGGUCGCUUGGUACACAUUGAUUUUGGGUUUAUACUCAGCCAAUCGCCCGGAAAUAUUGGCUUUGAGGCUGCACCGUUCAAGCUUCCUCUUGAAUACGUUGAACUCAUGGGGGGUGUUGAUGGUCCGAUGUAUCAUGAAUUCCGGCGCAUAUUCCGUGAGGGCUUUGAAGCAGUCAGAAAGCACGGAGACCGCAUCAUCACUCUUGUUGAACUUAUGCAGAAGGGCACAUUCCACCCUUCCUUGCUUCGCUGCACUUGGAGAACAAACCGCGAAUCAUCUGAAGGACCGUUUACAGCCUACCAUGACACACUCAUUGGUUGGCGAGGGGGCUGGGGAGCGAGCACAAAUACUCUUGGGUUUCCGUCUGUUCCGAUCGCGUUUUUCAAGUGUCACAAUCACGAGAGGAGCGUGACCCUCCGUCCUGUCAGCGUUUUUAUGGAUUCCAUCGAGUCGUCGCCGCCCGCGUCUCUGCGGUAUUCCUACUUCACGGCGCUCAAUCCCCUGUUCAAUGCCUACGACCGAUUCGCUUUGUGGCGCGCAGACUUGGGGCUGCCUUCCCCUGGUACAGUAGAGAACCUACAAAAAGAAACAAAAUCCACACAUUUGUCCAACUUCAUCUUCGACGGGGCACGCGCCGACCUCACCAAGAGCUUUUCAAUAAGCCCGCUCUUCCAAGUGACCCACUCAUUUGCCCUUGGCUCACAAACAGCACCUCCGUCAUACAACUUUGGUGGAAUUUUCGCCAGCCCAAAGGUUUUCCUACAAGGAGGCGUUGACCAUGACGGCAAUGUUAGCGGUCGUUGGAAUUACGGUUGGACGCAAUCGUCCGUCACGAAAAUACAGACCCAGCUAUCAUCACAAGUUGGCCACAACAUGAUACAGCUUGAACACGACAUUCAGGCUGCGGACUUGAGUUUGAAUGCGAAAGCCAUUAACCCCUCCCCCACUGACGGAACCGGCAUAUAUGUCGGUAGCUACCUCCAGUCCCUCACCAAAAACCUUGCCCUUGGCGUUGAGGGUAUCUACCAACGACCGACGCCCGGUGUUUCUGAACUCGCGCUUGCGUAUUUGGGCAAAAUCACGAGCACAGACAAAAGCUGGAUUGCAACAGCACAAACGCAAGGCUUGGGGGUACUCCAGGCCACUUACUGGCAAAAGCUGAGCGAAAAGGUCGAGGUUGCAGCUGAGUUACAGCUCAUUGCCCUCCCAACGCGUAGGGAGGCAAUUACCACGAUUGGGGCAAAAUACGAUCUUCGAUUGGCUACCUUCCGAGCCCAGGUAGAUUCUACCGGAAAGGUUUCAGCAUUGCUAGAGCAGCGCUUCACGCCCACAUUUGCCUUCCUUGUUGCUGGGGAGAUCGAUCACUUCAAGAACUCGGCCAAAGUUGGCGUCGGCGUUAUGAUCGAGAGCUCGACACUGACACCUGAGGAGAUGGCUGCUAUGGCUCCUCCUUCAUAG
This is a messenger RNA of Mycena indigotica, 4119 nucleotides long. Its product is annotated as Phosphatidylinositol 4-kinase. The record is from RefSeq and is a predicted model, not a curated record. Bases 1 to 4119 code for a protein of 1372 amino acids. Gene Ontology annotation, cellular component: mitochondrial outer membrane; cytoplasm. Gene Ontology annotation, biological process: phosphatidylinositol phosphate biosynthetic process; phosphatidylinositol-mediated signaling; protein import into mitochondrial matrix. The transcript has 16 exons. NCBI's taxonomy places the organism in Eukaryota, Fungi, Basidiomycota, Agaricomycetes, Agaricales, Mycenaceae. Gene Ontology annotation, molecular function: transmembrane protein transporter activity; 1-phosphatidylinositol 4-kinase activity.